AUGGCGUUCUUCCUCCAGCAGAUGGUUGGGGACAAACUGAAGAACAUGACGGGGGGAAAUGAUGCUGGAGAUGAGAAGACCGGAGGCAAAGAGACGGCGGCGUCUAAAGGAAUGAACAGAGAAGAGUUUGAGGAGUAUCAGAAACAGCUUAUUGAGGAGAAGAUAGCGAGAGACAAGGAGUUUGCCACAAGAAAAGCAGAGAGGGCAAACCUGCGAGUGCAGCUACGUGACAAAUACAGACUACCAGAGAGUGCUCAAGACGAUGCCACGGUCCAGAUGGCCGGAGACGACCUGGAUCUGCCUGAGGAGCUGGCAAAGAUGGUGGAGGAAGAUGAGGAAGAGGAAGAGAUCAACGAUUCUUUUCUGAGCAAACUCCAAAACAUGGAGGUGGACUUUGACACAAUAAAGACCAAAGCUCAAAACACAAUGACGGAGGUGAAGCAGGCCGCAGAAGAGAAAUGUGUCACCAUGUGACUGUUUGAUAAACUGUAACCAAUUUUACUGUGCAUUACAAUUAUUGAUUAAAAUGACUGUAAAAUACAUAAACUGUAUACAUAUAUUUAUCUUUUAUCUAAAAGAGCUUACUGUUUGUAGCACACAGACAAAUAGGACGUGUAAACUGAUAAACAUGCUUUGUUGGUCUUAAAAACAAGCUUAACUUUAAGGUGCGGUUCACAUUUCGCUUCUAAAACGGUGCAGAAAAAUCAACGUGUAAACAACGUGUCAAGGACGUGCAAAAAAAGUGAAAUGUGAUCUGCCCCAAUGUUACAGGUUUGAUCAUGCAAAUGGAGAGCUGUGUGGAUAACGUAUUUUCAGGCUAUUUACGAGUUCGCAUUAACAAUAAUAAUGUAAUUAAUAGGGUAAUAAUAAGAUAAAGCAUUUUUGGCAUGCUGUCCAAUGGGAGGGCUCAGAGCUU
Messenger RNA from Misgurnus anguillicaudatus (oriental weatherfish), 916 nucleotides. It is a transcript of the gene cplx4c, whose product is annotated as complexin 4c. The record is from RefSeq and is a predicted model, not a curated record. Gene Ontology annotation, cellular component: terminal bouton; SNARE complex. Gene Ontology annotation, molecular function: syntaxin binding. NCBI's taxonomy places the organism in Eukaryota, Metazoa, Chordata, Actinopteri, Cypriniformes, Cobitidae. Gene Ontology annotation, biological process: regulation of neurotransmitter secretion; neurotransmitter transport; synaptic vesicle exocytosis.